AUGAAGAAAGCAGAUAAGGAAUAUGUGGUAAGUGAGUUAAUGAAGAAGGCAAAUUUGGUUUAUGUUGAUGAAAAAGAUAAUGAAAUUAAAGAAAAGGUUGAAUGGUAUCAUGAAUGGACAUUUGAGACUUUUAAAGUUAAAGCUGAUACAGAAUGGGUUUCAGGAUGUUUAGACCUUAAAGCAGAUAAAACUUAUGUUAACGAUGAGUUAGAGAAGAAAGCAGAUAAGGAAAAAGUUAUUUCAUUCAUUAAUACUGAGUUAAUGAAGAAAGCUAAUAUAUCAUUUGUUAAUGAAGAAAUAAAACAAUCAGAGGUCUAUUUUACUCCACCAUUUUUAAAUUUUAUGAAAUCAUCAGAUAAAACCUUUGAUAUAGAUUCUUUUGAAUGGAUAUGUUUCGAUGGAGUGACCAUGUAUUUAUUUUAUACAGCUGGAGUGCUUUAUUAUUUUAAAACAAAUGAUUUUAAAAACUAUGAAUCAUUUACUCCAUCUGUUUUGAAUCCUGAUACACGAAAGCCAAUCAUUAAUCCAAGAAUUUUAUAUGUUGAAUAUAAUAACGGUAAAUUUAUGGGAAUGAUAACGGUUGGAGAUGAUUUUUGCCCUUGUUAUUCAUUCGAUUGUAUCCAAUGGUUCAAAUGUAAUUUAAAUCAAGAUGCUAAAUUUAAAUAUUCAAAUAAUCCUAUUAGAUGCGUUAAUAAUAAAUGGGUACUAAUUUAUGAAGUCAAUCAAAUUUUCAUUAGUGAGGAUGGGAUAAAUUAUUAUAUGUUUAGUAUGAUGUCAUCAGAUUUGAAAAUUGAUUAUACAAGUAAGUGGUAUUACAUUAACAACAUGUAUUUUAUCCUACAAAAUGAUAAAAUUUAUAGAUCAUCUUCAAUACCACAAGGUCAAUUUGAACAAAUUUUUCAAGCUGAUGGAGACAUUGAAGCUUUAUGUUAUGGAUCAAAUGUUUAUGUUCUCGUUUCAGGUGAAAUGGUCUAUUCAUAUCCUGUAA
Trichomonas vaginalis G3 is the source of this 988-nucleotide messenger RNA. RefSeq lists its product as uncharacterized. The record is from RefSeq and is a predicted model, not a curated record. The annotation marks the transcript as partial. NCBI's taxonomy places the organism in Eukaryota, Parabasalia, Trichomonadida, Trichomonadidae. The transcript has a single exon.